AUGGCAAUGGGGUGUUCACUGGGGCUGAGACUGCUGCCUCUCAAGCUUGCACAAUCAGCUUGUAAUCUAGUGUCUUUUGCUGGAGAAACCAUGCAUGUCUUCAUAGGGCUAAUGUCACAGUUUUGGGCGCGCAAGUAUUGGGCACAUUGGUUUAGAAAAUACAACUACAUUUUAUCUGCUGCUGUUGAUGGUGGAACAGAACUUGUGGUUUUCUUCCUGGCCAUAUUCUUUCAAGGAGGCGAUGGCCAUAAAAUAAAUUUUCCCAUGUAUUUCCUCAACCCUCCUUCAUCUACUCCAAGAGAUUAUUGCUACAUGGGACCCGAUUCUUGUGCAAGCGAGUCGUAA
Puccinia graminis f. sp. tritici CRL 75-36-700-3 is the source of this 345-nucleotide messenger RNA. RefSeq lists its product as uncharacterized. NCBI's taxonomy places the organism in Eukaryota, Fungi, Basidiomycota, Pucciniomycetes, Pucciniales, Pucciniaceae. The record is from RefSeq and is a predicted model, not a curated record. Gene Ontology annotation, molecular function: oligopeptide transmembrane transporter activity. The transcript has 4 exons. Bases 1 to 345 code for a protein of 114 amino acids.